Messenger RNA from Musa acuminata subsp. malaccensis (wild Malaysian banana), 408 nucleotides. The record is from RefSeq and is a predicted model, not a curated record. NCBI's taxonomy places the organism in Eukaryota, Viridiplantae, Streptophyta, Magnoliopsida, Zingiberales, Musaceae.
UUUAGAAAUAUGUUGCUUGCAAAUCCCUUACAUGGCAUACUAGAUGUCAACCGUUUCACUGGUCCAAACUAUACGGAUUGGCCCCGCAACCUCAAAAUUGUUUUCAUGACGGAGAAAAUUACGUAUGUCCUUGACACAUUUGUACCCGUGUAUGCGAAAGGGGAAAAUAAGGAUGAGAAUGCUCGCUACGUGAAGCAUAUAGAUGAUUCCACUUUUGCUCAGUAUUAUAUGUUGGGUUCUAUGACUCCCGAUUUCUUCGGUGCAAAGAUGACUGAGGGGACAUCGGUUUAAAAUCAUGUCCUUAAGAUGAUUGAGUAGAUUGAGAAGCUCACGGGUCUAGGAAUGGUCCUAGAGGAUAACCCAUGUGUAUAUCUUAUACUUCAGUCCCUUCUGGAUUCCUUUUCAUAA